Molecule: messenger RNA, 2875 nt
Organism: Drosophila suzukii
Lineage: Eukaryota; Metazoa; Arthropoda; Insecta; Diptera; Drosophilidae
Gene: Flo2
Product: flotillin-2
Biological process (GO): regulation of myoblast differentiation; protein localization to plasma membrane
Cellular component (GO): cytoplasmic vesicle; flotillin complex; plasma membrane
Source: RefSeq, a predicted model, not a curated record
UUGGCAACAAAUGCGAAAUGCGACUCAAUUAAAAUACAGAAUUAAUUAAUUGGGCAGACCCAAACAAUUAAACUCGAAAUAUUUUUUGCAUAUUUUUGUUACUGUGCUGUAACUUUUCAGUGGAGCUUUCGGCAAAGGAGUAAUACUAAACAAAUAAGUAUAAAUAAAGACCAACAAGUAGACGACGAGGAACCUCAACGAUGGGCAACAUACACACGACGGGUCCCAAUGAGGCGUUAAUUGUUUCAGGUGGCUGCUGUGGAUCGACCAAAAAGCGUACUAUUGUGGGCGGCUGGGCGUGGGCGUGGUGGCUGGUGACCGAUGUGCAGCGACUUUCCCUCAAUGUGAUGACCCUCAAUCCGAUGUGCGAGAAUGUGGAGACCUCCCAGGGUGUUCCGCUGACGGUGACAGGAGUGGCCCAGUGCAAGAUCAUGAAGUCAUCUUCGUAUAAGCAUAAUGAUUAUAAUAACGACGAGAUGAUGAAUGUCUAUUAUUUCCAUCAUCAGGCCGACGAGCUUCUAGGCACUGCCAGCGAGCAAUUCCUGGGCAAGAGCGUCAAGGAGAUCAAGCAGACGAUCCUGCAGACCCUCGAAGGACACCUGAGGGCCAUUCUGGGAACGCUUACAGUCGAAGAGGUGUACAAGGACCGCGACCAGUUCGCGGCCUUGGUCCGCGAGGUGGCCGCUCCGGACGUGGGUCGCAUGGGCAUCGAGAUACUCUCCUUUACCAUCAAGGACGUCUACGAUGAUGUGCAGUACCUGGCCUCGCUCGGCAAGGCCCAGACCGCCGUGGUCAAGCGGGACGCCGAUGCCGGAGUGGCGGAGGCCAAUCGAGAUGCCGGAAUCCGUGAGGCCGAGUGCGAGAAGAGCGCCAUGGACGUGAAGUACUCCACGGAUACGAAGAUCGAGGAUAACACAAGGAUGUACAAGCUGCAGAAGGCCAAUUUCGAUCAGGAGAUCAAUACGGCCAAGGCAGAAUCGCAGCUGGCCUAUGAACUCCAAGCGGCCAAGAUCCGCCAGCGAAUCCGUAACGAGGAGAUCCAAAUCGAGGUGGUGGAGCGACGUAAGCAGAUCGAGAUCGAAACGCAGGAGGUUCACCGCAAGGAUCGCGAGCUUACUGGCAACGUGAAGCUGCCCGCCGAGGCGGAGGCCUUCCGCCUCCAGACCCUCGCCCAGGCCAAGCAAUGCCAGACCAUUGAGGGUGCCCGUGCCGAGGCGGAGCGGAUCCGGAAGAUCGGAUCGGCGGAGGCCCAUGCCAUCGAGCUGGUGGGCAAGGCGGAGGCGGAGCGCAUGCGGAUGAAGGCCCAUGUGUACAAGCAGUAUGGCGACGCUGCCAUCAUGAACAUCGUGCUCGAAUCGCUGCCGAAGAUUGCCGCCGAGGUGGCCGCUCCACUUGCCAAGACGGAUGAGAUCGUUCUGAUCGGAGGCAACGACAAUAUCACCAACGAUGUGACCCGCUUGGUGGCCCAGCUGCCGCCCUCGAUCAACGCCCUGACCGGAGUGGAUCUGUCCAAGGUUCUGUCCAAGAUCCCGGGGGCCAAGGCGUGAAACCUAAUGGAAUGGGACAUCCAGGAAAUGGCAAUGACAACGUAACGCAACGCUGAGGAAUUGUAAACGAUCUUAAAACCGAAAAAGAAGGACAGAAAAGGAUGGAGCUAGUGUGCUAGAGAGAGAGAGCGUGCAUUUGUUAGAGAGAGACAGCAGCGAACGGAACUUGAGACUCCAAAUUUGAGUUUCGAAAUGCAAUCGAACGUAGCAAAAUGUACUCCGAUAUUAUAUUUAUAUAUACGUAUAUAUAUAUAUAUAUUUGUAUAUGUAUAUGCACACAUGCAAUACACACAUACACUUGUCUCGUCUGUGUGGUGUGCCAGUGUGUGUGUGUGUGUGAUGUUUGCCCGGGUAACAAUCAAAGAAACAAACAAAAAAAAAACAAAAACCAACGUUAAUCUCAGCUAAAGUUAUGCAUUUCGUACGCAACAUUUUGUGGCCUUUUCUCUCGAAAACGAAAAAACGAUAACGAUAACAAAAAAAUCAACGUGAAAUUUGUAUAACUUUAAAGCGAAAACCAUUUAAGCAGAGUGUUAGCUAUUUAUUUACUAUACUAUAUAUACUAUAUAUGUACAUGCAGACAUGCUAUACACAAGAGUUCUUUUAAGUAACCGCAUCAAGUUUCAUGCCACACAGUGUUGUAAAGGUAUAAAUCAAUUUACAGUGUUGUAAGGUUGUAUAUGUGCAGCCCCUUCUUUCUCACUCUUUUCAUCUGUUCAAACUACAACUACUGCCUAUCGACUAAAGCCAAAUCUAUAAGCUAGUGAGCCAAAUGGAAAGAGAGGGGGAGAAAGAGUGCGACUAUACAAGUCGACCGAUCGAUUUACUAAUUAUAAAAUUCAACGGCCUCACUUAACCAAAUGGGAUUGUGUAAUAACUUGCAUACUUUCAGGCACCUUAAUUAUAGUUUACAUUUAUUAAGUGCUAGUGGCUAUAAUCAUAUGGUUAUACAAGUUUUCUUCAAUUUUUGUAAACGUUUAUUUCUAUUCGACUUCAAUUUUCAUUUUCAAUUACGUUACAUUAUGUCUGACUUCAAUUAUAUCUGAUAGUUGCUAGAAAUUCCAAAAGCCAAACUAAUCGAUCGAACGACGAUUUGUGAGUAACUCAUAUGUAACUUUACAACACUACUUUUCUGUACUUGGCGCUCUUCCAAAACCCACACACACGCACACUGACCAACACACAUGCGUUCGAAUUUUUAUAUUCAUUUUAGUGCACAAAGAGAAACCAAUAUUUAUUUGUUGUUAUACAAAAGUUUCAUACACCUAUGUCUGUGUCGAUUAAUAUUUGUUUUCUUGUUUAUUUUUUAUAUGUAUAAUAACACAUAU